Messenger RNA from Theileria annulata, 816 nucleotides. RefSeq lists its product as uncharacterized. The transcript has 4 exons. The coding region runs from base 1 to 816 and encodes 271 amino acids. Lineage: Eukaryota; Apicomplexa; Aconoidasida; Piroplasmida; Theileriidae. The record is from RefSeq and is a predicted model, not a curated record.
AUGGCAAUAAUGAGCAGGAUUCCAAUUUUUUUAGUAUUUUAUAUCAUCGCCUUUUUCAACAUUAAACUUACACAUCAGGUUGAAGGAGGUAACUCUUUUCUGAUAAUACCAACUUUAACUAUAUUUUAUUUUACUAAUAAUUACAAUGUUUAUUGUCAAAAGGCUCGCUUUUUCGUUGAUGGAAGGAAUCCUUUGGACCUCGUUAAGUGUCCUGCCAACUCAACAUUAUAUUACCUCCAGGCCUACGCAGUUUGCAAGACCGAUGUGAAUAACAUUAAUGACCAAACUAAGGUGUGGUUCGUUCCCGAGCACGGCAAUGCUGACAAAAGGGCCGGUCAAGAUACUGUUGAAAAUUGCAAAGCUUCACAAAAUUCUCUGAUAAAGGCCUACUACGAUUACUGUGAGAGCGUGUUCAACGAGAAUAAAAAGUGCACAUUAGCCAUUAACAAGGAAAAUUCCGAUAGUGAUCGCUUCAGAACCGAAGAUGGUCUUGAUUGUGCUAAUCAGGGGAAAUCUAUCUUCAAUGGUGUUCUUUUCUGCAUCCAAACCGAUGGUUCUGCUGUUAAAGAGAAUGAAGAAGUAACAUUGGUUGGCUUUAAGGGUGUUCCUUUGGAGCCAGCUUGUCCUGAGGAUCGCAAAAUCCAGACCUUGACCGCCUUUACCUAUGGACCAAAGUUGACAAAUAAGGGUUUCGUUGACUCGUUUUUGGGAGAAGCCAGGAACAAAUGUGACGGAAACGAGCACUGCUCUCUUGAUUUUGAAGAUACUGGUCGUUUCUUUAGAUACAGAAUCUACACCUACAAAUGUGUUCAAUAA